AUGACUACCUACAAUAAUAAUAAUAAUAAUAAUAAUAAUAAUAAUGCGUACGACGUUGAUGAUGCCAAUAACGAGGCCGAAUUUGGACGUAAUACGUAUGUUCAAGAAACUCCACAUGGUACAUACGCUACCAACAACAAUGCUGAACAACAACAAAAUCAAGAAAAAAAAUGUUUUAAAGAAAAGUGUUUAAAUGUAUUUAAGGAAUAUAUACCAUUAACACUUUUACGUUUUUUCCAGUUUGCCUCUAGCGUUAUUACUUUAGGUUUGACAUGUUACACCAUUCAUGCCUAUGGAAGACAUGAUAGCAAGACUAAUUUUGGUAUUGCUACUAGCGCCAUUUCCUGUUUUUAUUUAAUUGCUUUAAUUUUAAUUCUAAUGUUUGCUAGAAAAUGGGUCAUGCCGGGUGUUUUCUUUUUAUGUGAAAUAAUUGUAACCAUUUUAUGGCUUUGUGCCUUUGUUGUUUUGGCUAAGCAGCAUGGUAGGUACAGUUGUAGUUCUACCUACAAUAGUAGUAAUAAUUUGUAUUAUAAUUCAUACUUGGGCCAGUACGUUAAUUCAACCUAUUCCAGGCCAUGCAAAUCUUCUAAAGCGUCUAUCGCCUUUGCAGGGUUAUCAUUUGUUUUAUUUUGUGUGAGCUCAUUUUUGUUCUGGUAUAAUAUCAUCAGACCUAUCAUGAACAACUUUAAAGGUUACAAAGAUGUCUGGAAGAAUUCUGGUGAAAUAGGUGUUUCUAUGCACAGAUUAAGCGGUUUGACCCUCGUUAACAGAGAAUAUUAUAAAACACAACCUGAUUUCGGAGCCAAUGAUAAGAACAAUAAUGACAACGAAGGUGAUUUAGAAAAUGGUAAUUACAACAUCCAAGAUAAUACUACUAACGUUAAUAGACAACAAAACACUGGUAGGGCCUAUGGCAACCAUUCUCGUCAACUGAGCGGCGCUUCAUCUUCUAUAAAUGAUGUUAUUCUGGAAAAGGAAAAUCAAUAUUCUGAGGGCAAUUACGCGGCUAAUAACCCUAAUUCAGUUGAGGUUGACAAAAAUGUUGCAGUUCCCGCAUCUCACCAACCAGAUAUUCCAAACACGGCUACUACCACCACUACUACUACUAAUGUUCAGCAGCAAGAUACCCGUAACAUUAAUUUACCACCCAACCCUUGA
Messenger RNA from Saccharomycodes ludwigii, 1158 nucleotides. RefSeq lists its product as uncharacterized. The transcript has a single exon. The record is from RefSeq and is a predicted model, not a curated record. Gene Ontology annotation, cellular component: membrane. Lineage: Eukaryota; Fungi; Ascomycota; Saccharomycetes; Saccharomycodales; Saccharomycodaceae. Bases 1 to 1158 code for a protein of 385 amino acids.